Molecule: messenger RNA, 720 nt
Organism: Aspergillus chevalieri
Lineage: Eukaryota; Fungi; Ascomycota; Eurotiomycetes; Eurotiales; Aspergillaceae
Exons: 1
Coding region: 1-720 (239 amino acids)
Source: RefSeq, a predicted model, not a curated record
AUGACGGUCGAAGUCGCCUAUCAAAACCUCUUCCAAACCCUGGAAUCUCGCUUCCAAUCCGUCACCUCCAUCGAUGCCUCGAAAUGGCCCAUCCUAGCCAUGGCAACCCUCGUCGCGGGCCCUGAUCCUGACCAGGCCCACAACCUCUAUCUCUACCUCCUCAACCAACCCGAAUAUAAUAAACCAGGUUCAGAAGCCCGCAAAGUUCUGAUCCGUCGACUGCGCGAAACCCUCUUCAAAGCCAUCCCGCUCGUCGGCGUGUGCAAACCCAUCGAGGCGAUUCUGGCGAUCAGCAACGUCGAGCGGGAGGAGGAUAGGGAAUACACUUUCACCCGUGAAAACUGGCAAUGUGAUGCUGCCAACCAUGGGCGUGCAAUUGAGUGGUUUCAGAAAUUGUACGCGGGGAAUUCAUCGGGCACAUUGGAUCUCUUCCGCUCGCACCGCGACUUCGCCUGGUUAUCCACGGAGAUCACGUACGGGCUGUUCCUGUCUGAUCGGCAGGUGUUAGAUGAUGUUGAUACGCAGCUGGUUGUGUUGCCAGGGAUUAUGAGCCAGAAUUUGAAGACGGAGACGCAUUGGCAUAUUCGAGGGACGAGGAGGUUGGGUGUGCCCAAGGAGGAUGUGCAGGUAAUCUGGGAUUGUGUGCAGCUCGUCGCAGAGUUCUUUGGAAUCAAAUUGAAUCGCGUGCCAACGGUUGAUGCAGUUGAGCCGGAUGUCUAG